CGCAGUUGUUUAUUUUGAUUUGGUCCCGCCAUGCUAAAAUGUCUGUGCCGUCAGAUUGGCAAGAAUUUCGUCCUUAAUCUAUAAUCCAGAUCGUUUCCUCCUCAAGAUGAGUAUGGUAGGCCUGUCUACUCAAGCGCCCACGUCGGCUGACGCAUGUCUCAGCAUCGUGCAUAGUCUCAUGUGCCAUCGCCAGGGUGGAGAGAGCGAGAGUUUCGGCAAACGAGCCAUCGAGAGUUUGGUGAAGAAGCUGAAGGAGAAGCGGGACGAGCUAGACAGCCUCAUCACAGCAAUUACAACCAACGGGGCACACCCCACCAAGUGUGUCACCAUACAGAGAACUCUGGAUGGCAGAUUGCAGGUGGCUGGGAGGAAGGGCUUCCCACAUGUGAUCUAAGCCCGCAUUUGGCGUUGGCCGGACCUCCACAAGAAUGAGCUGAAGCAUGUCAAGUUCUGUCAGUACGCCUUCGACCUGAAGCAGGACAGUGUGUGCGUCAACCCGUAUCACUAUGAGAGGGUUGUCGCUCCAGGAAUAGAUCUGUCAGGACUUACCCUACAGCAUGCAGGUGAGUACUCAGCCAAGGACCAGUACUCCGCCUUAGUGCUGCGUCCUCCUGGCCGACUUGUGAAGGAUGAAUACGGAGGAGAGAUCCAGAUGGACCGAGCGUCGACCUCAUCUGACGGCAACCAGACAGUCCAACAUCCACCCUCUGAAGGCUUCAAUAGGCUCAUAGUUGGCGAGUGUUUCUCUGGUCAAGGGUCACCGGCCCCUCCAACAACAGUCCAGCACCAGCAGCCUACCAGUGUCCCUUCGGCGACGCCCUUGGGUCCGGGGGCAGGGGCCGUGUCCCUCCAACACCCCCUCUCCCCCCAACCCCUCUCCCCCUCCCAACCGCCGGCCGCGCCACCUCAGCCGCAGCCACCGUCACAACCCUCGUCAGCCCCGCCCGGUGUGGAGCUGACUCAAGCUAGCUCGACAACAACGUGGGUGGGCAGCAAUACUGCCACCUACACACAGAACAUGUCGGCCCCACAGUUCUGGAACAACAACCAGAUCCAGUCCGACAUGCAGACUCUGCCACCACUCACCAGCCAACCACCUCCCGAGUUCUGGUGUACCAUCACCUACUUCGAGUUGGACCAGCAGGUCGGGGAGACGUUCAAGGUCCCAUACAGCUGCUCCACCGUCACAGUCGAUGGCUACACCGACCCCUCCAGCAUCGACAGGUUCUGUCUCGGCCAGCUGUCCAACGUACACCGGACAGAGGCUAGUGAGCGAGCCAGACUGCACAUAGGUAAAGGUGUGCACCUAAACUACCGUGGUGAGGGAGACGUGUGGAUCAGGUGCGUCAGUGACCACAGCGUCUUCGUUCAGAGCUACUACCUGGACAGAGAGGCGGGGCGAGCUCCAGGGGACGCUGUGCAUAAGAUAUACCCUAGUGCUUACAUCAAGGUGUUCGACAUACGUCAGUGCCAUCGUCAGAUGCAGCAACAAGCAGCUACAGCCCAGGCAGCGGCGGCGGCACAAGCAGCGGCAGUAGCAGGGAACAUCCCUGGGCCGGCAUCAGUCGGAGGUAUUGCCCCUGCUGUGGGUCUGUCAGCUGCAGCAGGGAUCGGAGUGGACGACCUGCGGCGGCUGUGUAUUCUACGACUGAGCUUCGUGAAAGGCUGGGGUCCUGACUACCCACGCAAGAGCAUAAAGGAGACUCCAUGUUGGAUUGAAGUGCAGCUGCACCGACCGCUACAACUCCUGGACGAGGUCCUGCAAGCCAUGCCCCUCAACGACCCCCGACCUCCACGAGGGUUCUUCCUGGGCUGAGUGCCACGUGUUGUGUUGUAAGGUUAUUGUUGACGCUGUGUGCGAGUGUUGUGUUAUACUGGUCUUCACGGAGACGACGGCUACAAGGCAAAAGGUGUAGCAGUCAGCCGAGUCUGCAGAGUGAAGACGACGGAGGGUAAAAAGACAAUGCCAAAUCUACAUCAAACCAAAGCAUUCUUGUAUCUGAGUAUUUUACUCCAAUGUAAUCAGGGAUAGAGAAUUGAAUCAGUCAGGCAGACUAGUUGUGCAGCAGAAUCUGCUGUUGUCAGAUGUAACAGGCUAACAAUAGUUACAACGGUCCUGAAUAAUGAGGCUAUAGAAGUAUGUUCUCCUUGCAAUAUUUAGGGAACACAAUAUGUUUGCUUACGUCGAUCCAGAUCUUUGGGAAUCUAUUCGAUUGAACUAUACUGGCAUUAUUUUAAGUAGAUGUUAGUUUUAGUGUGGCUGAUACAAGCUUAUCAUAUUAGACAAUCUGAAAUUUAACAAGACAGGCUUCGUACUAGUGGAUAGAGUCGCAGACUGCUGCUUCAUUUCUGAUGCCUGUUUUGUGAUGGUACAUGGGCUAACGUUUUAUGCUGUUUCUACUAAAUGCCACUUCUGUCUCUGGAACUCUAUAUCUAUUAUGCCCUGGCUGGUACAUUGAGGUUGCCUUGCAGCUGGUUGACUGAAACACUUGUGCUAACAAUACUGCAGAAGAAGGGGACAGUUAUUACCUCAAGGUCCUAUUUGACCUAAAGGUCAAGGUCAUGACCUGACUACAAGGUCAAUGUCAAAUAUGUCCUUACUUGGUUAGUUUGGAUUAAUGUCAUUAAAUGCUUGAUAGAAUCAGGGUUGUUAUAUCAAUCAGGUCAAGGUCAUAUCAACCAAAGGUCAAGGUCAUGACCUGACCUUACUUUGAAUGUAAUAGAAUAUUUUAGACUUAGAUGUUUAAAUGUAUUCUAAUGUACUGUAUUGUGAUGUAAGCUUAUCAAGCUUGUAUUUAACUAUUCAUAUAAACCAUAGUAUUACAGAGCGAGGGAGUACGGAAGGAUUUGGAGCUGAUGUGGAGGAUUCUAUCACUGGAUUGUCUGGUCCAGACUCGAUUAUUUACAGACCGCCGCCAAAUAGCUGGAAUAGUGCUGAGUGCGGCGUUAAACAACAAACAAACUUGUUUUAGUGAUUCAUGCAUUCUUGUAUUUAAACAUAGGCUAUCAUUCACAAAGAAGAAUUUAGACACGGUGUGUCAUUUCUACACACCGAGAUGUUUCUGUGUGUGUAUCAUGUCCGUCAUACGUUAUUACACAUUUUAUGAUAUCUUCCAAGCUGAACUUAUCUGUCUGUUUUAUGUAGGUGUAGUCUUUAUGGAGGGUCCAUUGAUAGUUAAUCCCUAUGGUGCAGUGUAAUUCAAAAGCACUCAAAGUGUUGACUUAAUCAAGAGCUACCAUGAUUGAGUAAUUAUUCCAUUUCUCAUAAGAAUACCUUGAGGGUUUGACAUUUGUAAGACUGCAGACCUUGGAAGAUUUGUUUAAAUCAUGAACUGGGAAGUUUCACUUGUUAAAUGUGCUAGUUUGGUAUUUACCAGAGUCCAUCUUUUCAUGAUUCUUUGGAUAAAGGAGAAAGGUAGAGCGCUAUACUUGACAUUUGAAUAUCGUCUUGUUGGCACUGAGACCAGAAGGUCAGUGGUUGGAUCCACAGUUGUGUCAUAACCAAGGACUGCAUUCAGCAUUAGGGGAAUAAAGCUUGUGGUUAUUGGGGCAGAGUCCGUAUAUUCUAAUUCUGUACUGUCAUCCUAGAAAAUGCUUCAUGGGUCAUAACUUGCAUUGCUUCUAGUGUCAUCCUAGAUACAGUGCUUCUAGUGUCAUCCUAGAUACAGUGCUUCUUGGAUUGUCCUUGAUGGAGUGCUUCUAGUGUCAUCCUAGAUGCAGUGCUUUUUGGAUUGUCCUUGAUGCAGUGCUUCUUGGAUUGUCCUUGAUGCAGUAAUUCUAGUGUCAUCCUCGAUGCAGUGAUUCUUGGGUUGUCCUUGAUGCAGUGCUUCUAGUGUCAUCCUCGAUGCAGUGAUUCUUGGGUUGUCCUAGAUGAAGUGCUUCUGGGUCCUCCAGGAUGAAGUGUGUCUAAGCUCAUCCAAUAUUUAGAUAUUCAAAGAUAUCAUACAUCAAGCGAUAUAUCUUUCACUCAGUGCUUUUAAAAGACAAAUAGUGCUCUAAGGGUCGCCCGACCCCCACUGUUUCUGUGACAUCUCGCUGUCAUUACUUCCAAGGUCUGCAGUGCUAGUGUGUAAGGUUCUGGAGAGAGACAGUUGAGCUAGGCUGUGGCUGCUUGUGCUCGGUGUUUGUGUUUGUCUUCCAUCAUUGACUUGUGAUGUCCCGUGUGUUGAGAACUGGCUGCCUCCAACUGAAAUCAAACUAUCCAAAACUUUCAAACAUCAACACAUUUAAUUCAAUUUUGUUCAAGAUUUUUUAAGGGAUUUUAUUUGGCUUACAGUAAUGUAGGGAGCACACAUACAAUUAAGUCAAUAAGGAUUGUUGAAAGAAUAUGGGUAUAAACAAUAGAAGGUAUUACACUAAAAUGGUGGACUUGUGUUGUCAUGUUCCCCAUCGAAAUUCAGUUCGAGCGUCUGAUCUUGGUUGUGGGUAAGUCAGUGUACAUAUCUGUGUUACCAUGGUUACUUGUCAAUAUCAUCAGUGCUAUAUCUUGUCAUGUUGUUACCAUGGAUACGUCAUGUUGUUUACUUCCAGCCAUCAUUAUGUUUGAUUACAAUGUUGUCAUGGUUACAGUACAAUUUGAACAAGACUUACCGACCAUCUACCACUUCUGUUUGUAGAGGCUGAUCUUUCACAUCAAUAUUUAUUGCUAGGCUUUUUCAAGGAAACUUUAUCACCCACAGUGUAUAUGGUCCUGAAGGUAGGUGUAGAGGAGUAGAUUGAGGAUAGUAAAUAUGUAUACCCAAAGCAGCGGACUGACAGUUUAGUUGUUGGGGCAGGAAGUUUGGUUUGAGAUGAAACAUUAUUUAGGUCAGUGUUCAUCUUGAACAAUUUCUUUCAAUCACAACAGAUUGUUUCUGAACGUCCUGCCUGUCCUUUGAAGAUUUAUGUGUUUAAAACCUGAAGACAAUUUUUUGUCAAGAAUUAGAGAUUUCACCUUUUUCAAAGACGUACUAGGUUCAUUCCCAGAACUAAGAAUGGUCAGACUGGCGUACAUGUCUGUUGAUUUUAUAGCUAUUUUAGAUUGUAGGGUUCCCUCUCUUGGGACGACAUCCUGAUGUUGCCGCUGAGAUUUUACAGAAACUUUUAUUAUUAUAUAUGCCUAUGGAGAGCACAAUGUAUUAUUCUGUUUUUAAAAAAUGAAAUUGAGAAAUGAAGUCUCAUGAUGUUAACUGAAUCCACCGUAAUAAUUUGCAUUCAGCCAACUGGUUCACAGAUCCGUCGUGAGAUUUUAGAUUUAUAGUAUUUAUUAUGUCCCAACCCAGACUGUAAUUUUAUCAUUCUUUUUUGUUCCAUCAAUUGCUGAUCCAAAUCUAACUUAAAAAUGAUUACGAAAAUCCUGUACAAUAUACAUGUAUAAUCUUUCUUAAUGUUUUUGACUUACUGACCAAAGGUAUUUUUUACAUUUUUUCUGCAUACAAUUUGUGGAAGUUUGUGUUCCAAGGGUUAAUCACAUCAGGUGUAUCAAAUUGGGUCUGUCUGCAGGAAUUGUCUGCAAAUGUGCUACUGAGUGUCCAAUCAAAAUAAUCUGUGGUGAUACAGUAGUUUUAUAUGAUUUUAUAUCAAGGACUUGUCAUGUUAUUUUCACCAGGGUAUAAUAUUUACUCGUCAGUGGUGUAGAUGUAAUAAAUUGUGUUACCCUGUCAAAUGGUCCUUCUCUGGUGUCUAAAGCGGUCAUGUGGAAUCAGGUAAUAUCGUCCACUUUGAUCUAGUGAAAAAGCCAAAGAUCAAAUAUUUUGUAUCAUGAGAUAAACUAUUGGAUGGAUAGGCAUUGAUAAUUUGUUAUUAGACAAGUAGUUCUGUUUUACAUGCUAGCUGGGAUCAGAGUAUCAUGUAUGUGAGGUCCAUAAGGUAGACCUAUAGUUGUUAGCAGAGCCUAUGAACAAAUGAAUGUCUGGUGAAAUACCUGGUGGAUACGCUCUUAUCAGAUGGGUCAUAAUCGGUCCAGGAUCCGAUUCACUAUCUGUUCUUGCAUGCCUGGAGUUAAUUCUUCUAGAUUGGGGGAUGGGGACAGACCAUGCCACGAUCCCAGGACUUCAGGUUCUAGGCUGACACGUGGUGGUGUAACGGAAUAACCAGUUAAAUCAGCAUCGCUUACCAUUAUAUUUUCUUGAGAAAGGAGCAUUUUAAACCAUAGAGCUACUCAGAAGGGUAGAGACUGCAGGAAAGUUUUGAAACCCUCCAUUAUGUCCAAUAUUUGUCUUUUGUAAAUCCUGAACACAAAUACUGAUUUCCAUCAUUUCAGGAGAUAAUAUUUAUUCAAAACAAUGUAACCCCAUCCCCUCCAGAAAGAGAAAAGUUUCCAAAUAGUCUGCAUAUUACAUUCAUGUCAACACGGAACAGGAGCCGUAGCUUGCAUUCAGACAGACCACAGACUUGGUGCGGAGCAAAUUGUAGGCACUAUUUAUGAAAGGAUAGCAGAGUUGGAAUCAAUACCUUAGGAGGUGUCAUAUUUGUUCAUUUAUCAACUAUUUCUGUAUUUUCAUGUCUACGUUAAAAGCUUGGCAUUC
Haliotis rubra (blacklip abalone) is the source of this 6506-nucleotide messenger RNA. RefSeq names its product mothers against decapentaplegic homolog 4-like. NCBI's taxonomy places the organism in Eukaryota, Metazoa, Mollusca, Gastropoda, Lepetellida, Haliotidae. The transcript is spliced from 12 exons. Gene Ontology annotation, cellular component: heteromeric SMAD protein complex. The record is from RefSeq and is a predicted model, not a curated record. Gene Ontology annotation, biological process: SMAD protein signal transduction; anatomical structure morphogenesis; transforming growth factor beta receptor signaling pathway. Gene Ontology annotation, molecular function: I-SMAD binding; DNA-binding transcription factor activity, RNA polymerase II-specific; RNA polymerase II cis-regulatory region sequence-specific DNA binding.